AUGGCUCGUCCCAAGAGAAAGGGCGAGGCCGGUGCCGCCCGCAACUACGUCACCCGCAACCAGGCGGUGCGCAAGCUGCAGCUGAGCCUGCCCGACUUCCGCAAGCUGUGCAUCUGGAAGGGCAUCUAUCCGCGUGAGCCGCGCAGCAAGAAGAAGGUGUCCAAGUCGUCGACGGCGUCGACGACGUUUUACUACGCCAAGGACAUCCAGUACCUGCUGCACGAGCCGCUGGUCAACCGGUUCCGCGAGCAAAAGGCCCUCGAAAAGAAGAUCUCGCGGGCGCUCGGCCGCGGCGACGUGACGGAUGCCAAGCGCUUCGAGCGCAACGCCGCGCGGCCCGAGAAGACGGGGCGGCCCCGCUACACGCUGGACCACGUCAUCCGCGAGCGGUACCCGACGUUUGUGGACUCGCUGCGCGACCUCGACGACUGCCUGUCGAUGCUGUUCUUGUUUGCCAACCUGCCGUCGACGUCGUCGGUGCCGGCCAAGAUGAUUGCGCGGUGCGAGCGGCUGUGCCUCGAGUUCCAGCACUACCUGAUUGUGUCGCACUCGCUGCGCAAGUCGUUUCUGAGCAUCAAGGGCGUCUAUUUCCAGGCCAGCAUCCAGGGCGAGGACGUCACGUGGCUCGUGCCGUACAAGUUCAACCAACGCGUGGUGGGCGACAUUGACUUCCGCAUCAUGGGCACCUUUGUCGAGUUCUACAUGACGCUGCUGGGCUUUGUCAACUUCCGCCUGUACACGGCCGUGGGGCUCAAGUACCCGCCCAAGUUCGACCAGGCCAAGGACGACGGCGCCGGCGAGCUCGGUGCGUUUACGCUCGAGGACGCUGCGGCGGUCAACGGCCAGCCUGCGGCGGAGACCGCCGCGGCCACAAAGGCCGCCGGCCCGGACCCCAAGGUGCAGGCCGAGGUCAACAAGCUGGUUCGGGAGCUCAAGGACGAGGAGGCGGGCCGGGCGGACACCACAGACGCUUCUGAAACUGCUGAACCUGCCGACGCCGACGUCGUGUCCGACGCCAUUGACAAGUUUGAGCCGGCGGCCCAGGGCGGCGACGUGCUGCCGCAGCCGUCGUACAGCGCCAGCAACCCGCGCCAGCUCUUCUCCAAGUGCACCAUCUACCUGUCGCGCGAGACGCCGCGUGGCUCGCUCGAGUUCUUGCUGCGGGCGUUUGGCUGCAAGCGCAUCGGCUGGGACGCGGUGCUCGGCGAGGGCGCCUACACGACCAACGAGAUGGACCCCAACAUUACGCACCAGAUUGUGGACCGGCCGCCCGUCACUGUGACGGCGACGAGCGACGGCGAACAGGGCAAACAAGACAAGGAAGACAACCAGACGGCGCAGAAGCUGGCGGCCAACCGCCGCGUGGCCGGCCGCAUCUACGUGCAGCCGCAGUGGGUGUGGGACAGCGUCAACGCCGAGGAGCUGCUGCCGGCGGACGUGUACGCACCGGGCGCACAGCUGCCGCCGCACCUGAGUCCGUUUGUGAAGAGCGUGCAGGGCCAGUACGACCCGUCGCUGCCGCUGGACCAGCAGCAGACCGAGAUGGAGGCGCUCGAGUCGGAUGCCGAGGCGGACGAGGAUGAGGACGACGAGGACGAGGACAACGACGACGACGAGGCGGCGGCCGUGGAGGCGGACGUCGAAAAGGUCAAGAAGGCCAAGGCGGCCAAGAAGGCUGCGGCGACGCAAGAGUCUGACGACGACAGCGACCACGGCAUGGACGUGGCCGGUACGGACGAUGAGGAGGAGGAGGAGGAGGAGGAAGACGAGAAGGCGACGGCCGCGCCCAAAAAGGUGUCUCAGAGCGUGGGCGAGACGGAGGACGCCGACGAGGACGAGGAAGAGGCCGACAGCGCGCUGCAGCGCCAGCUGGAGCUCGAGGCCGAGCUGUCGGGCAAGCCCGUCCGCAGCGCCCACAACAAGGCGCCGCUGGACGCCCGCGCCAAAGCCAAGGCCAACGCGCGCAAGGCGCUGGCACGCGACGCCAAGCAGCGGCAGGACGAGCUGGAGCGGGCCAAGGGCAUGCUGCCGAAGAAGAAGCGGCGGCUGUACGAGCAGAUGGUGUACACCAACACCAAGCGCAGUGCCGAGGACGAGAAGCUGCGGGCCAAGCGCCGGAAGCUGGAGCGGAAGAACGCCAAGGCGCAGGCUUAG
Messenger RNA from Sporothrix schenckii 1099-18, 2154 nucleotides. Its product is annotated as pescadillo. The coding region runs from base 1 to 2154 and encodes 717 amino acids. The record is from RefSeq and is a predicted model, not a curated record. Gene Ontology annotation, molecular function: RNA binding. Lineage: Eukaryota; Fungi; Ascomycota; Sordariomycetes; Ophiostomatales; Ophiostomataceae. The transcript has a single exon. Gene Ontology annotation, biological process: ribosome biogenesis; maturation of LSU-rRNA from tricistronic rRNA transcript (SSU-rRNA, 5.8S rRNA, LSU-rRNA). Gene Ontology annotation, cellular component: nucleolus; PeBoW complex.